Molecule: messenger RNA, 1632 nt
Organism: Ustilaginoidea virens
Lineage: Eukaryota; Fungi; Ascomycota; Sordariomycetes; Hypocreales; Clavicipitaceae
Exons: 2
Coding region: 1-1632 (543 amino acids)
Biological process (GO): protein autophosphorylation; autophagy; peptidyl-serine phosphorylation
Cellular component (GO): cytoplasm; autophagosome
Molecular function (GO): protein serine/threonine kinase activity; ATP binding
Source: RefSeq, a predicted model, not a curated record
AUGCAGCAUCAUGCGCUGUUCGGAUAUCCAACGCCUCCCGCAUCCCCUGCCUACGACCACGUCAAGUGUGGCAACAGCAGCCAGCCAGAAGCUUACUCGACGAGGCACGUCGCGUCGAGACAUGUCCCGCUUGCUCCUGAGCAGAGACUCGGAAGACUCUUGGAAGGCAAGCUCCAGCUGACCGACAUUCUCGGCACAGGCGCCUACGGCGUCGUCUACUCUGCCGCCGACGUCAAGACGGGCGUUCGCUACGCGGUCAAGUGCCUGAGCAAGUUCAACGCCGACGGGACGCCGCUGGAACGCCGGCAGGUCGCCUACCAGCAGCGGGAGAUCAGGCUUCACUACCUGGCUUCGGGGCACCCCAACGUCGUGUCCAUGCUCAAGAUUGUCGACGAUGCCGACUCCAUCUACGUCAUCCUGGAGUACUGCCCGGAGGGCGACUUGUUCCUCAACAUCACCGAGCUCGGCCAGUACGUGGGCAAGGACGAGCUCGCCCGCAGCGUCUUCCUCCAGAUCCUGGAUGCCGUCGAGCACUGUCACAAGCUGGGCAUCUACCACCGAGAUCUCAAGCCCGAGAACAUCCUGGUCACGGACAAUGGGAACACUGUCAAGCUGGCCGAUUUCGGCUUGGCCAUAGCCGACGAACGCUCGGAGGACUACGGGUGCGGCUCAACCUUUUACAUGAGUCCUGAAUGCCUGGAUGCCUCCACGCGGAAACCGUACUACAUGUGCGCGCCCAACGAUGUCUGGUCCCUCGGCGUCAUUCUCGUCAACCUGACGUGCGGUCGCAAUCCGUGGAAGCAAGCCUCCUUCCAAGACUCGACCUACCGCGCCUACGCCCAGUGUCGGGAUUUCUUGAAGACGAUUCUGCCGCUGACGGAUGAGCUGAACGACAUUCUGGGCCGAAUCUUCGACCCGAAUCCGGACCUGAGAAUUACGCUCGCCGACCUGCGACGCCUCAUCAUGGCCUGCCCGCAGUUCACCAUCCCCGCUCCCUCGGCGGCGCAGCUCGUGCCGGACUCGGUUGGCGGCGAGGAGGCCAUUGUCGACGACUACGAGUACGACUCUCCGCUGUCGCCGGCCAGCACCAACUCGGACGAGGGGUCGCUGACCUCUAGCGGAUCCACCCUCGACGACCUCGAAGACCUCGACGACGACGACGACGACGACGACGACGACGAUUUCGCCCAGGAGGAGCAGCAGCAGCAGCAGCAGCAGCAGCAGCAGCAGCAGCAGCUUCAGCUUCAGCUUCAGCAGCAACGACAACAUCAACAACAACAACGACAUGACGCCCCUGCACCCGUUUGCGACCCCGCAGCCUAUGGGCACGAGCAGCGCAGAGAGGAUGGCAUGUUUCAGCGCCACGCAAUGUCACCGCCGUUUGGCGCGCAGGCGGGAGCGCUGCCGCUGCCUCUGCCGCUGCCUCUCCAUCAUGUCCCACCACUCCCGCCCGCGGCCUGUCAACAGGCACCGGUGCCCAUGCAGGCUCCGGUGCCCGUCCAGGUUCCGUGCCAGCCCAAGUCCUUCUUCCUGUGGGAAGUAGUCAGAUACGUUCAGCAGGUUCCCAUGAUGCAGCAUCCCGUUGCGUUUCAGCAGGUCCCCUUUAUCCCGUCGUUUCAAGGCUGCUACUAG